Molecule: messenger RNA, 1628 nt
Organism: Nicotiana tabacum (common tobacco)
Lineage: Eukaryota; Viridiplantae; Streptophyta; Magnoliopsida; Solanales; Solanaceae
Source: RefSeq, a predicted model, not a curated record
UUCCAUUUCCUAAAAGCUAAGGCUCAAAUUCUUUGCCUUGUGGAGGAAAAGCGAUUGGGAUCCUAACUUCCUUUUUCUUUAACGCCACAAAUCUUACACCACGGAAAGUGCAAACUGCAUGCGAUUAAGUUAGCCCAUUGAUUAGCAAAAAAAAUGUCCAUAAUUUUAAAAGGUGGCAAAAGAUACACGGUGGAUUUCUAGGUGACGACUGCAGCUUUUCGUUAUAUAUUCCGGCCCCCUCUCUCUCUUCAGUUCUCUAAUUAGCUCGAAUUCUGCUUCCUUGGCCAACAAUCAGUUAAUUUAUAACUUCGAAUUCGAGUUCAAUUCUACUCCGGAGCGCCAUUUUUGCCCCGUUAAGUCAGGAAGAUCAUAUGGCAACUGGUAUCGCUUCAGUAAGCGGACAGUUACAUUUGAGGAAGCCUGUCUACUGGAGGAGUAGCUAUGGAAAAGCUCAGUGUCAUUCCAAUGUGAUCCUGAAUGGCAUGCAAAACCAGAUCCCUUGGUCUUAUUGGGUUUCCAAAUUCUUGCGAGUUCAUAGAAGUAACUAUUCACAAUGUCAAGUGAAAACAAACUGGAAGUCUCACAGCGGAACAAUCAAUUCUUGCCAGAGAGAUGGCUCAACUAGGUAUUUCGAUUUCGCGGUGAUUGGUAGUGGAAUUGCUGGCCUUCGAUAUGCUCUUGAAGUUGCCAAACAUGGAACUGUAGCUGUGAUAACCAAAGCUGAGCCACAUGAGAGUAACACUAACUAUGCUCAAGGUGGUGUAAGUGCUGUGCUCUGCCCUAUGGAUUCAGUGGAGAGCCACAUGCAAGAUACAAUUGUUGCAGGUGCUUACCUCUGUGAUGAGGAGACUGUUAGAGUUGUGUGUACCGAAGGACCUGAGAGAAUUAAAGAACUGAUUGCUAUGGGUGCUUCAUUCGAUCAUGGGGAGGAUGGAAAUCUGCAUCUAGCCAGGGAAGGGGGCCACUCCCAUCGUCGAAUUGUCCAUGCUGCUGAUAUGACUGGCAGAGAGAUAGAAAGGGCCCUAUUAGAGGCAGUUUUUAAGCAUCCUAAUAUACAUGUGUUUCAACACCAUUUUGCUAUAGAUUUGUUGACCACUCAGGAUGGUUCUGACAUAGUAUGUCAUGGCGUUGAUACUAUAAACACGGAAACACAGGAGGUUAUAAGAUUCAUUUCAAAAGUGACUUUGCUGGCAUCAGGUGGAGCUGGGCAUACCUAUCCUAGUACUACUAAUCCGCCGGCAACGACAGUUUAUCGAGAAGCAUGUUCUCGGUCCCAAAAAGCGCUGCGUCGAUACGAGGCCGACCUUCAACGGGUUACUGAUGAGAGAAACUCCCUAACACUUCUUUUAGGGCAGAGAGAAGAGGAAAUAAAAGACCUCCGAGCUGAGUUGGCCAAGGCUUAUCGAGAUCAGGCCGAUUUGUCUGAGCAGUUGCAGCAAAAAAUUGAGAUGAUCGGGAAGCUUCGUGAGGAGGUCGACGUGAUAAAAACAGAGUCUUUGCAGUGGAAAGAAGGUAUGAACCGCUUUGAUGCAGAGAAAGAAACUGCUCGAGCCUAGUUAUCAUCUGCCGAAACCCAACUUCAGAGAAUGAAAGAAAAAGGCCUGGUUCAAGCAAGAAGAAUAGAGGAG